AUGCAUGUCGUUUGGGAGAUAUCUGUGAUUCUGCAAACAUAUAUCAUCUGCACGUCAUCAGCUCAGGCUAUUACAUCCAAGCUUGAUGACAGUUGGUGGGCGUACAAGGAUGUUGUCCAGGAAAGCUUUGUUCCAGUCCCAUCCUUCUGGGGUUUGGUGCACUCAGCCUGGAACCUGUGCACCAUAGGGAAGAGGCAGUCUCCAAUCGACAUCGAAACCAGCCACAUGAUCUUUGACCCCUACCUGACCCCUCUGAGGCUCAACACAGCAGGACGCAAGAUGGGAGGCACCAUGUACAACACAGGGAAGCAUGUGUCCCUGCGGCCCGACAAAGCCCACCUGGUGAACAUCUCGGGGGGCCCGCUGGGUUACAGCUACCGGCUGGAAGAGGUCCGCCUACACUUUGGGAGCGAGGACUCCCAGGGUUCCGAACAUCUCCUCAACGGGCAGGGCUUUCCUGGAGAGGUCCAGCUGAUUCAUUAUAACCAAGAUCUGUACGCCAACUACACUGAGGCAUCUAAGAGCCCUCAUGGCAUCGCCGUGGUCUCCAUAUUCAUUAAGCUCUCUGAAAACAACAACGCCUUCCUCAACCGAAUGCUCAAUAGAGACACAAUCACCAGAAUCAACUACAAACAUGAUGCGUUCUUAUUAAUGGGCCUGAACAUAGCGGACCUCUACCCUGACACCACACGCUACAUCACUUAUGAGGGCUCCAUCACCAUCCCUCCCUGCUACGAGACAUCCACAUGGAUACUAAUCAACAAGCCUGUCUACGUGACACAGAUGCAGAUGCACUCCCUGCGCCUCCUCAGCCAGAACGAGCCUUACAAGAUCUUCAUGAGUAUGAGCGACAACACCCGGCCCACCCAGCCUCUGCUGCAGCGUUGCAUCCGGACCAACAUCAACUUCAACAAGCAGGGCCGCGACUGCCCGAACAACCGCGCCCUCCGCCCACAAUACAGAGUGAAUCAGUGGCUCCUGAAAUAG
Molecule: messenger RNA, 987 nt
Organism: Limanda limanda (common dab)
Lineage: Eukaryota; Metazoa; Chordata; Actinopteri; Pleuronectiformes; Pleuronectidae
Product: carbonic anhydrase-related protein 10-like
Exons: 9
Coding region: 1-987 (328 amino acids)
Molecular function (GO): carbonate dehydratase activity; zinc ion binding
Source: RefSeq, a predicted model, not a curated record